CUUCCUCCUCGAGGUAUUCACCCCUGGAGAAGAGCUGACUUUGUAUGGCUCUGUAAUAGAUGUCUUUAAAAUGGUUUAAAAACCCCAGGCUUCAAUAGUAAGAUGAAAUGUCUAGAUUGUUCCUUCUCACCAAUGUCAGUGAUUUGGGACCUUGAAACAGUUUGUGAUGCACACUUUUUAGUCUAAGCAGGGAAACAGGCCUACAAAUCUCUUAUCUGUAAAGAGCAAUUCCUAAAUAAGAGCUUUAAGGGGGGAUGUUUUGGUGUUAAUAUAAACGGGAGGCAGGAGGGCUGCUGAGCACAAGUCAGCAAAAAGCACCCGGGGCUUCCCACGGAAAGGGGAAGCGCUGCUGCUGGAAGACUUUGGAGAUAAGUGGCUCAGUGCUUUCUCCUGAUGGCAGCAGAUGGGCGAGUUGGGGCUUUUGGAAGUGAAUAAAUCCUCCUAUGGGGCCACUUUAUCAUAGUGUCAUUCCCUCCCUGAGUCUCUCCUCUGUUCCCUGAUCUCAUUUGCACAAAAGAGAGAACAGGCUCUGGCCUCUGAGCUCCUAUAUUAUGCUACAAUCAAACCUUUUAAAGACUAUUUGUGUGUUGUUUUCCAUUCAAGAUGGGGUCAGAGCACACGUAUUCAGCAGGUUUUUUUCUUAGAUGGGUAAGACAAUAGUUUUACAGAGCUUUGAGGAUCACUGGCACUAAUGCUCGUACAAGAUCUUGGUUUAAUGCAUUUUUAAAUGUUUUUAGAACUGUUGGAGUGAACCGUGCACAGCGCCAGUUUGAGACAGGCUUCAGCCUAAAGUUGUGUAAGAAGUCACACCGCAGGUGCAUGCGAGGAAGAACACGGGAUCUUAGAAAAGUGGAAGUCAGGACUGAAAUUCUGUUUCUGUCUUUUGAUAACAGAAGUAAAGAUAUAAAAUAUCUGGUGAAUGAAAAGUAGAGUGGGUGCGUGUGGGUCCAAAUAAGAUUGAAGGAGUCUGGUGUUACACACUUCAGGGUUAAAACUCCAAUUUCAGGGUAUCUUCCUCUUAAGGAAAAGCCCCAACUGCAGAAAUGCACCGGGCAAACUGCGCUUCUCUUUCCUUGGGCAUCUGUAGGCAAUGUGAGACCACGCUGCUCGCCACACGGUAACAGAUGGCCAGAGAGUCCUGGUGACCGCGGGUGCUGCUGCGCUGAUGGGGAACAAUGCCGUGUGCAUCCCAGCAUGUGCCACCCAGCAGCGCUGAGGGCCAUUGUCCCCAUCCCACUGCGAAAUCCCGAUUCCACGCUUAAGAACUGCAGAAAAGAGCCUGGCUCUCUCAGACCUGCAAAAGAGCAGCUCCCCAUGUUGUUCGUUGGAAAUAUGGAAAGGGCAAUGCAUAUAGAAAUCUAAUUAUUGGCAGGCACAGCCUGGCUUUUAGCAUGAUAAUUGCGGGCCGUUGUGCUUUCUGGUGCACGGACCCCUGAAAGGUAGUCAUGAAAGCAGAAGUUAAAACUAUUGAAUUUCCAUCAGUCAUUCAGGGUUUGCUUUGAUUAUGUUGACGCGAUUUUUGUGUGUUCCUGAGCUGCAAUGAGAAGCUGUUAUUAAUCACUUUUAGAUGUUUUAAGGAGCAGGGGCGGGGGGGCUGCCUGGCCCGGGUGAUGCGGGAAGCGGUAAGAAAGCAGCGAUGCGAUGGGGAAGCAUCCUCCCCGCUGUACCCCCCCCACCCCGUGCGGGGUCUGCGCCUCCCUCUGCCGCCGCCGGGGUCCCCGCCCGCCCGGCUGGUGCUCGCGGAGCGACCCGGGGGCGGGGGGGCGGCGGGGUCCCGGCACCCCCCGCCUCCCGCCCGCCCUUAUAGCCCGGCCCGGCGCGGCGGCGGCUCUCGGCGGGCCCGGCAUGGCGGCGGCGCGGGGCUGGCCCUGGCCCUGCCUCCGGGCCCUGCUGCGGCUGCUGCUGCUGGCGGGCGGCGGGCAGCGGCCGGGAGCCGCCGACCGCUGCAGCUGGAGGGGCAGUGGUUUGAGCUGGGAGCCCCGUUCCCGUGCGGUGGAGCAGGUCCAUCUGCGCUGCACCGAGGGUUCCCUGGAAUGGAUGUACCCAGCACGAGCUCUGCGUGUCAUUUUGGAGCCCAACCUCUCCAGUGACCAGCACACCACUGUCUGCAUCAAGCCCGCCAGUGACUUCCAGGGUGCCAGCAUCUACGUGGAGCAUGCUGGGCAGCUGCACCUGGUGGUAAGCGAGGCAGAAGGGGCUCGACCCCACCAUGUGUCUUGCUUCAGUGCCCACACACCGCAACGAGUGGCCCUCUUCCUGCAGGCCAGCCCACAGAGGGACAUCAGCCGCCGGACAGCCAGCUUCCAGUAUGAGCUGCUGAGCAACCAGAGCGCUGCUGGCCCCGACUUCAAAAAGAUGGCCCUGGUGGAAGCUAUGUGCCGUCCUUGUGACAACGUGGAACUUCUUUUGGCCAUUUGCAGCAGUGAUUUUGUGGUGAAAGGAUCUAUCCGAAACGUUUCCCACGAUUCAGAGAACCACAUGUCACAGGUUGAUGUCAGUGUCCAGAAAGUCUACAGACAGAAAAACAGAAUUUUCCAGCAGGAUGAAGCAAGUGGUGAACGGCGAGGCCCUAUCCGAACCCUGCUACAGUGCAAGGUGAAGAAGGGAGGUGGAGUUUUCCUUUUCACUGGAAAGGAACACUUUGGCGAAGCUUGGUUGGGCUGUGCUCCUCGCUUUAAAGAUUUCCUGUUCAUUUACCGGGCUGCCAGAGAAAGAGGAGCGAACCCAUGUGAGUUUCAGCUCGACUGACAGCACUGACACUGGAGUUGAGAGUUGAAAAAUUUCAGCCCGGUUUUUGGAUACUGGGUCUGAAGCAGAGUUAAACCCAAGGACUAAAGCUAACAAUUUCACCAAAACUGGGGCCUGGAGAAUUUCCUGAAGAUAAUGGCUCUGUGAGCCCGGUGAACUCUGCCUUUUAAUCCACAUUUGCAUUAGUUUCUCCUUCACAUCUUUGCCUCACAAAAUAACUCUGAAUUUUGAAAUGUGUCUUUUUUGUGGAUAGAAAGCAGCUUGUGCUCAGUAUUACAAAAUUCUCUCUAACAUCUUCUCUUCUGUAUGCAUACUAUGUGCUUUUUCUCUAGAUUUUUUUCUCUCCUCCCCCAUCUCUACUUGAUUUCCCUUCCAAAUGGCUUCUUUCAUUUUUAUUUUUUUUUUAACAGGAUAAUUUCUGACCAUCUCACCACUUCAUCACUUCCAAGUUUCCAAGAUGAAUGCUAACUAUAGUCUUAGCCAUAGUUACUAAACCUUCAGGCAAUUGGCAGCUUUGCCAGGUUUUUUGUCUUCUGUUUGUUAGCGGGGAGAUUAACUAACCCUCCAGGGCAAAAUCACAGCUGAGGUAAUUCUGCAGCGCUCUGUUGACUGAUUUUGCUCCCCGUGCAAACAGGUCAAUGAAGGAUACUGCACUUUAGCUAAUGUGAACGCUGGCACUCUGUCCUACCGGAGGAGAGAAGGUGUUUGGGAAAUGCAUUGAAAUAAUCAGAAGUUUUGGUUGUAGCAUUGCCUGCAUGAGAAUGUAAUAUUUGGUAUUCUUAGCACUGGGUCUGCAAUUGGCUCUCGUUUGUGUUUAGAGAACGGACCCACGUGAACUGGCCCUUGUAUUGGAGGAUGUACAGGGAUAUCCGAGUACUUGGGUUUUGAGAGCUGGAGAUCAGUGCUACAUGUGAGAUUUUAAAUGGAGUACUCUCCUGUGGGUGGUAUUUGCACUGUAAAUUGGAGAUAAAGUGUGUUAUUUUAGUA
Chroicocephalus ridibundus (black-headed gull) is the source of this 3735-nucleotide messenger RNA. Its product is annotated as meteorin-like protein. Lineage: Eukaryota; Metazoa; Chordata; Aves; Charadriiformes; Laridae. The record is from RefSeq and is a predicted model, not a curated record. The transcript has 4 exons. Bases 1642 to 2748 code for a protein of 368 amino acids. Gene Ontology annotation, molecular function: hormone activity.